Plasmodium falciparum 3D7 is the source of this 1044-nucleotide messenger RNA. RefSeq names its product exported protein family 3. The transcript has 2 exons. Lineage: Eukaryota; Apicomplexa; Aconoidasida; Haemosporida; Plasmodiidae. The record is from RefSeq and is a predicted model, not a curated record. The coding region runs from base 1 to 1044 and encodes 347 amino acids.
AUGAAACACCUUCUGUCACUUUUUAAGGUUUCCUUAUUUUUUCUCUUAAUAUUUAAAUAUUCAUACAAGAAUAUAGUAAAAAAAGGUCGACAAGAUAAUUUUAACAAAUCGGCCAUAACAAAAUAUAUAACAAGUCGAGCACUAACGGAAAAUAAUAAAAAAUGUGACAUUAAAGAUAUGCAUACUUCAAUAUUUACUGGAAAUAAAAAUCCACAAAUAAGAGGAAAAAAAUUUAAGACAAAAAAGGAAGAAGAAAAACAAAAGGACAAUACAAAAGAAGAUAAUGAUAAUAAUAUGGAAAAGGAGAUGGGAGAUCAUAUGAAGGACCAUAUGAAAGAACAUAUGAAAGAAAAUACGAAAGAUGAUACAAAAGAUGAUACAAAAGAUCAUAUAGAUGAUCAUAUGAAAGAUCAUAUGAAAGAAAAUACGAAAGAUGAUACAAAAGAUCAUACGAAAGAUCAUAUGAAAGAUCAUAUGAAAGAUCAUAUGAAAGAUCAUACGAAAGAUGAUACAAAAGAUCAUAUGAAAGAUCAUACGAAAGAUCAUAUGAAAGAUCAUAUGAAAGAAAAUACGAAAGAUGAUACAAAAGAUGAUACAAAAGAUGAUACAAAAGAUGAUACAAAAGAUGAUACAAAAGAUGAUACAAAAGAUGAUACAAAAGAUGAUACGAAAGAUGAUACGAAAGAUGAUACGAAAGAAUAUAUGGACUAUAUAUUGAAACAUCACAAUUCAUUAGAAGACAGCAUAAAAGAAUACUAUGCUUCAACAGAACCAUCCGUUGAUGAUGAAAAUAAAUCAUUUUUUAAAAAAAUCAAAUUAAUUAUGAAUAUAUUAGAUGAUACACAUUCUGAUUUAUUAGUAAAUAAUCAUAUUACAAAUGGAGGUAUUUUUUCACCAGAAUUUGUACCUAUAGGUGUUUUAUCAUCCAUGACAGCAGCCUGUCCGCUUAUUGGAACUGUGACGCUUCCUUAUAUUGCCAGGACAAUAAAUUUUAUGACCAAAUAUAAAGGAGAAAAAAUAUACACAGAACAGAAAUCAAAAUAA